Messenger RNA from Cotesia congregata, 1529 nucleotides. Lineage: Eukaryota; Metazoa; Arthropoda; Insecta; Hymenoptera; Braconidae. The record is from the annotation of a GenBank genome assembly.
CAGAUCGAUUAACAUGUCGGCAAGUAUUAAACAUAAUGGUGAUACUCGGGUUUAUGCUCAAUUAUAUGUUAAGAGUAAAUCUAACGAUUGCAAUAGUUGCAAUGGUAAUUCCAAGUAACACAUCACAUUCCAAUACAUCUUUUGUUAACCAUGAGUGUUCGGGAGCUUUACUUUUUACGGUCGUUAAUAAUUCUACAAUUAACACUAGAGAAGAUAUAGAUAAUACAAAUAAUACGACGCAUGAAACGGAGAGGGUACCCGAUGAAAGACCACAAACGAGGUAUGCUUGGGAUGAAUAUGAAGUGAAUUUUAUUUUGGGUGCAUUUUUUUGGGGAUAUAUAUGUACUGAAUUACCAGGAGGGCGUCUGGCUGAAGUUAUUGGUGCUAAAAGAGUUUUUGGAUACUCAAUGCUUAUUUCAAGUCUGGUCACUCUACUUACUCCAAUUUCUGCAUCAUUUGGGUAUCAAUUUGUUGCUGGUCUCAGAGUUAUUUUGGGCUUUAUGUUGGGUGCAACUUGGCCAGCAAUACACCCAAUGACAUCCCUUUGGAUUCCACCAUCAGAACGAAGCAAGUUCAUCUCAAAUAUGAUGGCUUCCUCACUUGGUGCUGCAAUUACUAUGCCGAUUUGUGGCUUUCUAAUAGCAUCUGUUGGCUGGGAAUCUGUUUUCUAUCUGACCGGUGGAAUAAGCAUAAUCUGGAGCAUCGCCUGGUUUACUCUUGUCUAUGAUUCUCCAGCAAAACAUCCUAGAAUUAGUAAUGAAGAGAGAAGAUUUAUUGAAGAAUCCAUUGGUACAACAUCUUCAAAGAAGGUACAUGCUGUUCCUUGGAGGUCUAUUUUCACAUCACUCCCUGUCUGGGCAAUUAUUAUUACUCAUGGUUGCAGUGUCUUUGGAUACUUUACUGUUGUAAAUCAGCUUCCAACAUAUUUUAAAUAUAUUUUAGACUUUAAUAUUAAAAAGAAUGGACUUUUAUCAUCAUUGCCUUACAUAGGAAAAUAUGUGUUUGCCCUGGCAACAUCAACACUAGCAGACUAUCUACGUCGUACAGGAAAACUUUCAAUCACUACCAUCCGCAAAACAUUUACAACAUUCGCUGUACUGGUACCAGGAUUAUUAAUGAUACUUCAAGCUAAUUUCGGCUGUGAUCGAGUGAUAUCUGUUGCAAUAUUUACAAUAGCAUUAACAAUAAACGGUGCCGUGACCGCUGGGUAUCUUGGCAAUGGACUUGAUAUUGCUCCUAAUUUCUCUGGUACUAUUUUCGGAUUAGCUAACACACUCAGUUCACUUGGUGGAUACCUAAGUAGUUUUAUGGUUGGUAAAUUGACUUAUCAAAACCAAACAUACCAUCAAUGGUCUAUUGUUUUUUGGAUUUUAUCUGUUACUUAUAUUACUGGUGCAAUAACUUUCGCUAUUUUUGGUUCUGGUGAAUUGCAAAAGUGGAAUAGUCCUGAUAGUAGUGUAACAGUGAAAAAAGUUGAUACCAAUGAUGCUAAAACUAACGACGAAGUUAUAUCUUUAAAUGAUAAAUGA